This is a messenger RNA of Coffea eugenioides, 3603 nucleotides long. Its product is annotated as methylmalonate-semialdehyde dehydrogenase [acylating], mitochondrial-like. The transcript has 20 exons. Gene Ontology annotation, biological process: thymine catabolic process; L-valine catabolic process. Bases 262 to 3420 code for a protein of 1052 amino acids. Gene Ontology annotation, cellular component: mitochondrion. Gene Ontology annotation, molecular function: malonate-semialdehyde dehydrogenase (acetylating, [NAD(P)+]) activity; methylmalonate-semialdehyde dehydrogenase (acylating, NAD+) activity. NCBI's taxonomy places the organism in Eukaryota, Viridiplantae, Streptophyta, Magnoliopsida, Gentianales, Rubiaceae. The record is from RefSeq and is a predicted model, not a curated record.
UCUGGGCUCCUCUCCCCUUCCUCCCCAGCCCCCCAAACUGAAAAAAGAACCCUUGUUGGGUUCUUUUUCCAGCUCCUCCAUUUUUGUAGUCUUUAAAGCAGCAGUAGUGCUGCUGCUGCAAGAUUGAAAGUCCGUCUUGGUCAUCACAAAAUCUUUGGCUUUAUCUAGUCAACUAAAGAAACCCCUUUUCAAUAAUUUUAUUGAUUUCAGUGCCGUCCUGCAGAAAAAAGGGGAAAGCCAUAUACUUUUAUAUUGCUGGAGAUGGAACUUCAGAUUCAAUCAGAUGUCACUACGGAGAGGUUGAUGCUUCCACCGCCACCUGGUACAUUUCAGGAUCGUGAAGAGCUAAUCAAACAUGUCCGUGAGUUUGGCGCAAGCCAGGGAUAUGUGGUGACUAUUAAGAAGUCCAGGAGGGAUAGAAGAGUUAUACUUGGUUGUGACAGAGGAGGUGUAUAUCGCAACAGAAGGAAGAUGGAUGAAAGCAAGCGCAAAAGGAAAGCAUGUUCACGCCUUAUCAAUUGUCCUUUUGAAGCCAUAGGUAAGAAAGAUGAUGAUGUUUGGGUGCUUACAAUCCGAAAUGGAGAGCACAACCAUGAACCUUUAAGGGACAUGUCUGAGCAUCCUUAUAGUCGUCGUUUUACUGAGGAUGAGGUCAGACAAAUCAAGCAAAUGACGGAAGCUGGUGUAAAACCGCGUCAAGUGCUUAAAACUCUAAAGCAAAGCAAUCCUGAGUUUCAGUCAACACCAAGACAUCUUUACAAUCUCAAAGCUAAAAUUCGUCAAGGGAAAUUUUCAGAGAACAAUUUUAAGUCAUGGAGACCCAACAUGUUCAUGCCUUUAAGUACAUCUGCUGAUGAAUUGGAAAAACAUAGCUACCCUCUGAGGGUUCCUAAUUAUAUUGGAGGUAAAUUUGAAGAGUCACAAGCCAGUGAAAGUAUUGAUGUCAUAAAUCCUGCAACUCAAGAAGUUGUUUCCCGAGUUCCUUUGACUACCCAUGAAGAGUUCAAAGCUGCAGUGACUGCUGCCAAACAUGCAUUUCCUAUGUGGAGAAACACGCCCGUCACAAUGCGUCAGCGGAUCAUGUUCAAAUUCCAAGAGCUCAUUCGCAGGGAUAUAGACAAGAUUGUGGAGAAUAUUGCAACAGAGCAGGGAAAGACACUAAAUGGAGCCAAAGGCGACGUGCUUCGUGGUUUAGAGGUUGUUGAACAAUCAUGUGGUAUGGCAACUCUGCAGAUGGGGGAGUUUAUUCCUAAUGCCACAAGUGGAGUUGAUACAUAUUGUAUUAGAGAACCUCUUGGUGUUUGUGCUGGUAUAUGCCCCUUGAACUUGCCAGAAAUGAUUUCUUUAUGGAUGUUUCCUAUUGCAGUUACAUGUGGCAAUACAUUUAUUCUGAAGCCAUCUGUGAAGAAUCCUGGAGCUUCAAUGAUGCUUGCAGCAUUGGCUGCAGAAGCUGGUUUACCAGAUGGUGUUUUAAAUGUUGUUCAUGGUGGCCAGGAGAUUAUCAACUACAUGUGUGAUGAUGAUGAUGUAAAAGCUAUAUCCUUGGUUGGUUCAAAUACUGCGGGUAUGCACACAUAUGCUAGGGCAGCAACUAGAGGCAAACGUGUUCAGUCUAAUAUGGAAGCCAAAAAUCAUGCUGUUGUCAUGCCUGAUGCAAAUCCCGAUGCUACUUUGGAUGCUAUAAUCGGUGCUGGUUUUGGUGCUGCUGGGCAGAGGUGCAUGACUUUAAGCACAAUUAUAUUUGUGGGAGGCUUGGCUCCAUGGGAGCAGGAGCUUGUAAAUCGUGCAAAUGCACUGAAAGUCAAUGCUGGAACUGAGGUUGGAGCUGACCUUGGACCAGUUAUUAGCAAAGAGGCAAAGGAUCACAUUUGUAGUUUAGUGCAAGGUGGUGUUGAAAGUGGUGCUAGACUUCUUCUUGAUGGGAGGAAUAUAGUGGUUCCUAGAUAUGAGCAAGGUAACUUUUUGGGCCCUACUAUAUUGUGUGAUGCUGCAACCGACAUGGAGUGCUACAAGGAGGAAAUGUUUGGGCCAGUUCUUCUUUGUAUGCAGGCUGACAGAUUAGAAGAAGCCAUUGCCAUUGUGAAUAGAAACAGGCAUGUGAAUGGAGCUUCCAUCUUUACUACAUCUGGGGUCGCAGCUAGGAAGUUCCAGAAUGAUGUUGAGUCUGGGCUGGUUGGAAUAAACGUGGCUGUCCCAAUUCCUUUGCCAUUUUCGUCGGUCAAUGGUUCAAAAGCAUCUUUUUCCGGUGAUCUCAAUUUCUGUGGAAAGGCCGGAGUGCAGUUUUACACACAGAUAAAAACAGUAGCACAGCAAUGGAAGGACUUGCCAACCAGAAGGGUAUCAUUACCUCAUCCUCCAACAUCUGAGACAGAAAUCAGUUCUCGAGGGACAUUCUUAUCACAGCCACUUUCAUCUGAGAGUGAUUUACCUAGCAGAGAAGUGUCACCAGCUAUGCCUCUAGCUUUGGAGAAUGAUCUGCCGACUGAAAACUUAUACCUGCCAUUGCCCCCAAGUGAAGGGGAUGUAUCAAACGUGGAAGUAUUGCCUUCUACUCCACCAACGAGAGAGCCGGAAUUACCCAAGCAAGAAGGGGCAUUGGCCAUGUCUUCGAUAUCUGAAAGGGAUUCAGUUAACCUGAAAGUAUCAUUGCUGAUGCCUCUAGCGGCUGAGAUUGAUGCUGCUGGGCAAAGUGAAUCAUCGUCCUUGUGUUCGGUAUCUGAGCGGACAUAUCCAUGUCAAACCUCUCAAUGGGGUGAUCCACUUCCCCUGAUAUCACAAAGCACUGAAACUGCUCCAUCAACUGCUAAGAAGGUUUAUAUGGCUCCAAAUUCUCAGAGGAUUGACACAUUAACUCCUGGAAUCCAAAGGACAGAUACUGUGGACGCUUCAGAUUCUGAGAGAUUGUACUUUCCUGUGACUUGUAGUAGUGAGAUAAACCCAAUAUUUCUUAGGAAUGACAGUGUUAGUCCAAUGUCUCUCAGGCAUGAUAUUCAGAUGACAGACAUAAAUGUGCGUCCUGCUUCUGAGAUGGUUUAUAUGCCAGUAAUGUCUGAGCACAAAGAAAGUGUUGGUCCAACCUCACAAAGGACUGGUGUACUCCAUUUGAAACCAGACAAGAUGUACAUGGCGUCUCAUAGGAGAGAUGGUAUGGGUAUGAUGCCUCUAAUGGCCAAGGCAUCAGUUCCUCCAGCUUCUGGGAGUUUGUACAUGUCUACAUCUUGCUCAAAUGUGAUGGCUUCAACGUCUGACAAGAUGAGUGUACCUACAGAGAUUCAGCAUGACGGUAUAUCAUCAAAAUCUGAGAGGUUAUUCAUGCCUGCAAGUUCUCAGGGCAUAUAUGCCGAAAACCAAAUAAUGUCAGCACAUAAUUAUCGUGGCCAAAUAACACCACAAACUCAUCCUUCCUCUCAGUCAUUAUAGGAUGCAACUUUUCCUUAUAAUUCUAAUGCAUAUGGAUACAACUUUUCUCUAGAAUGGUUAUAGAUUUAGCUUUUUCUCGCUUACAUUUUGAUUUCAAGACAUUGACCCUCAAGAGUAAUAACUUUGUACUCCUGCUCGUCAGUUCAAUAAAUGCCAGAAAUCUGUACUGCUGUGCAUACUCUA